Molecule: messenger RNA, 708 nt
Organism: Ectocarpus siliculosus
Lineage: Eukaryota; Phaeophyceae; Ectocarpales; Ectocarpaceae
Source: the annotation of a GenBank genome assembly
AUGCGUUGUCCGGCUGCAACCUCAGCGACCACCACCACCACCCCCGUUCCCACCGCUGCCACCGCCCCAAUGCCACUCUGGCCGGAGGAAGUAGAGGUUGAGGACAGGGCGGGCCAAGACACGGUCCAAAUCGCCCUGGUUUUCGCGCUGGCACCAACGGCGACAGCGCAGCGCGAGAGCUUCUGCCAUUCGGUCGGGGUAAUCGACGUUCGCGACUUCAGGUCCCGGCCUGACGAAACGGUCACACUUUGGAAAUCUCUUCGUCCGGUGGAGGCGUCGCCCCACAAGGACAGCCUCGACAGCAACCACGAUGUGGGAGCCGUCCAGAUAGCCAUCACGUACUACUCCGAUGACUGCGUAGACCAGGGGUACACGUUCGCCGCGUUUUGCGGGCUCGUACCUCUGCCGCUCAUCCUGUUCUUGGCGAACACCAAGCGAUCAUCGUUGUUGCCGGCGGGCAAGUUCCUCCCCAAGAGCCGGAGUGACGGCGUCGGCCGCAGCACUGUCCUGGAGCGCUACAGCAGUACGGCGAGCACCGCCAGCCUCAGCAGCACCGCUAGUGCCAGGAGCAGCAAGGGCCACGGCAGCCAUGAGGAGGGCGACAAGAAGGACAGCGCCACGACGAGCCGCGCGACGAAGAAGGACAAGCUCAAGCCUGCUCCUGCUGCCACCGCCCGGUCGCUCCCGGUGCGCGUCGAGAUGCUGUGA